Messenger RNA from Cyprinus carpio (common carp), 2567 nucleotides. RefSeq names its product methyltransferase like 25B (gene mettl25b). Gene Ontology annotation, molecular function: rRNA (adenine-N6,N6-)-dimethyltransferase activity. The record is from RefSeq and is a predicted model, not a curated record. Lineage: Eukaryota; Metazoa; Chordata; Actinopteri; Cypriniformes; Cyprinidae. Gene Ontology annotation, biological process: rRNA modification.
CAUUUUUGUUUCCUGUUCAGAAAUGAACGAAUCCCUCGCUGAGACAACUCGUCGUUCCCGAGUCAUAUUAAAGAUUCAUUCAAAAUGAACGAAUCGUUCAAGAACGACCCAUCACUAGUAGGAGGCGCGCUUCACGUGUGGUCGGAUUGCUACAUGUAAACACAAAAGUCUUAAUACGUUCCCAAUUAGGUUGUGUAAUUAAAUGGCUGCUCGGAAUAUUAAAGGGCACCCGGUUUACUCUGCAUGGUGUUUUUAGUGCUGAAGAAAUGUUUGUUGCGGCUUUUUCAGAGCAGGAGCAGAGGGAACUAGCUGAGAAGCUGACUUCGCUCCUGUCAACCUACAGACACAUAUCAGACUCCUACAUAAUAGAGUUCUUCAGUGAGAGUUUGUGGGAUACUCUACCUGUGAGCUGGCAGGACGCCCUCGGUGAUCUUACACCCCCACAGAUCGCUGAUCUGCUGCUGGAUAAAGAGACUCAGGACAGGCGGUACCCAUCUGUGUGGCCUCUUUCCUUACUGGCGCUGCGGACAGCAGCACAUGCGCUGACGUUUCCACGUAAAGCACCAGGUGGGCACAGUCAGGACACAGGUGCAGCUGUGCCAGAGGAGUUUCAGUUGAACCAGAGUCAGAGUUCUUUGUUAGGACACAUUUUCCGUAAACACGUCAAGCCAAAGAAGCAGCAUGAAAUCUGCCAACUAGGCACGCUGGUCAAGAAGUUGUGUGAUCAGGCUAACUGUAAGUGUGUGGUUGAUGUUGGAUCUGGGCAGGGCCAUUUGACACGGUUUCUGUCUUUUGGACUCGGCCUGGAUGUCACUGGAAUUGAAGCUGACCCUAACCUUGUUUCCAUGGCUACUAAAUUUGAUAGACAGCUUCUAUUGACACUCACCAAAGAGAAUCAAAAGUCAGGAAAUGCUCAGAGUCUUCAUUCUGCACCUGGUCCUUCUCCUCGUCAUGUGGUGGGCUGGGUCAACCCAAAGGCUUCAUGGGAUGUCUUCAUUCAGCAGCUUGGUGUGAUAGCAACUGAAAGUGACAGUAUUAGAGCAACCACUGGGUCAAGUGAAAAGAAACAGCAGGUGGAGGAGCUGCAUCUAGAGCCGCAUUCAUGCCAAACCAAAGCAGAGGAGUUACAAAAUGCACUGCUGACUCAAAAAACUGCUAUUAAUACUUCAGACUCUGUAGCACAAAUAAACACUCAGGUUUUUCCAUCAGUGAUGGCAACCAAAAUGCUUACCUGUAAAACCGUACCAGUUAAUGAUUGUGGUGCCAAAAAACCUGCUAGUUUUGUCCUUACAGGUCUUCACGCCUGUGGAGAUCUUAGCUCUACACUUCUGCGUCAUUUCACCAACUGCCCUCACGUUCAGGUCAUCACAUCGGUCGCUUGCUGCUACAUGAAAAUCUCAACCAAGGAGCAGCCAAACCCUCCAGGGGUUUUUCAGCCCUCGUUUUCUUCAGACACAGUGGUAGAUUCCUGUUCAGAAUAUGGUUAUCCUAUGAGUGACUGGGUACGUGGAUUACCAGGGCAUCAGCUGUCGUAUAAGGCACGAGAGGGUGCAUGUCAUGCAAUAGAGGACUAUCUCCAUCGUCUGAGAGAGGAGAGUGGCUUACUGCGGACACACUGCUACAGAGCCAUCUUAGAAAGCAUCAUCAGAGCGGAGAGGCCUGAUAUGCGCAGACCGGGAGUUCAGACUGUUAAGAAAGCCCACGCACUGUCAUUUUCUGAGUAUGCUCGUUUGGCAUUGCCUCGGGUGGGCCUACCUGCUGAUCUCCCACUUGACCCUGUCCGUGUGGAUGCAAUGCUAGCACACCAGGGUAAAGUGGUGGCGUACUUCAGCCUGGUUCUUCUCCUUGCACCUGUGGUGGAAACUCUAGUGUUACUGGACAGAAUGAUUUUCCUGCAGGAGAAAGGUUUCCAGAGUAAACUCAUCCCACUCUUUGAUGCUGCUUUUUCCCCACGCAACCUGGUACUGGUGGCCGUCAAGCCCAAAGAAGCACAGAGCUGAAUGAAAUAACAUGCACUAAGAUAGUCGAAUCCAAGUUCUGAAUUACAACCAUAUAAUUAGAUUAACAGUAACAUAUUAUGAAUGAAAUGCUUUUAAAUGAAACGCCAUCAGACAUUUGGGAACUGAAAUUAGAGGUCUGAUUUUCCGUUUUCCAGAGUGACUCAUUAAUGGCUCAUUGUCAACCAUUUUUCAGCCGCCAUGCUUGCUUUCACACAUAAGCAAAAACCUCAUUUUAAAUGAGUUUUUGUCUGAAUUGGAGAGAGGGAAAUUCUUCUUCAGAUUUUAAACUUUUAAUAUAUGUUUUUUAUAUUUUUAACCUUAUUAAAAAGACAUGAGAGUCAAACUGUUUUGUGUUUUUUCAUAGUUGUCAGACUGGAUUUAUUGCAUGAAAUUUUCUCAAUUGUUUUUUUUUUUUUAAGGCACAGGUUUUAUAUUAUACUGUGCAUAGUUGCUAUUGUCUAUGGUUCACCUCUAUUAAAAAAGACAUACAGUAUUCAGACACAGAAUCUACUGUAUGACCGCUGGUGUAUGAAUGCUAUAUCUGUAAAUAAAAAUAGUUUAAUGUCA